AUGGCGGACCAACUCAAUAUGAACGGCCUGUCCCUCAAGGACUCACAGCACGCGCCUCAGGGCGGUCCACCACAGCAGGACGGCUUCGGCGGACAAGAGCGCAGCGCCUACAUCCCACCGCACCUCCGCGCCGCGGGACGUGGCCCACCGCCAGCUGCCGCUGGUCCAGGCGCCAUGAACGGCAACGGUAACUACCCACCUCCAGGUGGCCAGAACGGCUAUCCGGCUCCAGGCCAACGCCCACCUCAAGGCAACGGCAACACUUGGGGCGCUGCACAGACGUUCACCCCACGCACCGGCGGCAACAAUUGGGACAACUCGCCCCAGCUCCCGAGCGGCUUCAACCGCAACGGAUACAGCGGAGGAGGUGGCGCUGGCGGACACGGCGGCGGCGGCGGUGCCCACCGCGGAGCAGGAGAUGGACAGUGGAGAGACGGCAAGCACGUCCCUGGACCUGCAAACCAGCGUCUCGAGCGCGAGCUGUUCGGUGUCCUGAACGACCCCACCAAGCAACAAACGGGUAUCAACUUCGAGAAGUACGAUGACAUUCCUGUCGAGGCUUCUGGCCAGGGCGUGCCCGAGCCGGUGACCACCUUCACGAACCCACCACUCGACGACCACCUGCUCUCGAACAUCGAGCUGUCUGGCUACAAGAUUCCAACACCAGUGCAGAAAUACUCCAUCCCAAUCGUCAUGGGCGGCCGUGACUUGAUGGCUUGUGCCCAGACUGGUUCCGGAAAGACUGGUGGUUUCCUCUUCCCCAUUCUGUCCCAGGCCUUCCAGAAUGGCCCCAGCGGCAACGUGCCAUCACAGAGUGGCUUUGCUCGUCAACGCAAGGCUUACCCUACCUCGCUCAUUCUCGCCCCGACUCGUGAGCUUGUCUCGCAAAUCUACGACGAGUCCCGCAAGUUCGCCUACCGCUCGUGGGUUCGUCCUUGCGUGGUCUACGGUGGUGCCGACAUUGGUUCUCAGCUCCGCCAGAUCGAGCGUGGCUGCGACUUGCUUGUUGCCACUCCUGGUCGUCUCGUCGACCUGAUCGAGAGAGGCCGAAUCUCGCUUGCUAACAUCAAGUACCUCGUUCUCGAUGAGGCUGAUCGCAUGUUGGACAUGGGUUUCGAGCCCCAAAUUCGCCGCAUUGUCGAGGGCGAGGACAUGCCUCCAACCGACGGCCGCCAAACCCUCAUGUUUUCGGCCACCUUCCCACGCGACAUUCAGCUCCUCGCACGCGACUUCCUCCGAGAGUAUAUCUUCCUUUCGGUUGGACGUGUCGGCUCCACAUCUGAGAACAUUACUCAAAAGGUUGAGUAUGUGGAGGACAUUGACAAGCGUAGUGUGCUCCUCGACAUCCUGCACACUCACGGUGCUGGAUUGACCCUCAUCUUCGUCGAGACCAAGCGCAUGGCGGACUCUCUCUCCGACUACCUGAUCAACCAAGGCUUCCCAGCUACCUCCAUUCACGGUGACCGCACGCAGCGUGAGCGUGAGCGAGCUCUCGAGAUGUUCCGCAGCGGUCGCUGCCCAAUCCUCGUGGCCACUGCUGUUGCCGCACGUGGCCUCGAUAUCCCCAACGUGAUGCACGUCGUGAACUACGACUUGCCCACCGACAUUGACGACUAUGUCCACCGUAUUGGUCGUACUGGACGUGCCGGAAACACUGGUAUUUCGACCGCCUUCUUCAACCGUGGCAACCGUGGAGUUGUUAGAGACCUCCUCGAUCUCCUCAAGGAGGCCAACCAGGAGGUUCCUUCCUUCCUCGAGACCAUCGCUCGUGAGGGCUCUGGCUUCGGCGGUGGUCGUGGCGGAGGCCGCUCUGGUGGUGGUCGUGGCCGCGGUUCUUCUGCCAUGAAGGACGUCCGCACGUACGGCGGUGGCCAGCGUCCUGCCUACAGCGGAGGCAUGAUGGGCGGAGGUGGCGGCAUGGGUGGCGGCUACGGAGGCGGUGGCGGCUACGGCGGUGGUGCUGGCUAUGGUGGUGGCGGCGGCAGCUACGGCAACCCAGGCGGAGCCUCUGGAUCCAACAGCUGGUGGUAGACGUUUCUACCCUCCGACGUUGGAACACCACACCCCACGACUGGACCCCAUUUUCCGAUUGGACUUUCUUACGUUUUCUGCUGCGUUCCGACUGCUUUUCGCCACGUCACGGGCGGAUCUUCACGAGUGUGCCGACAUGAUACCCACCACAGCAUGAUAGACUGCGUUUUCUUCCUGGGCGUUGCUUGCAUUGCAAUGGCGCAGGGAGACGGCGCUCUGCAGUAUCGUGGCCUGUCACCAGACAUAUACCCGGUCUUCCUCGCUCUCAGGCUUUGAGCGACGAGGAUCCAUCGUGUCACAACGGGCCACGGUACAUUUACGACAUCAUCACACGACUUUGCCACGGCCUCUCAUGGGCUGUGACACCUGAUAGAUCGGCUUGCGACGGCGUUAAUACUUAGAUGGUGCUCUUGCGCUUUGGCGUUGGUCUCUGGGAAUGGGCGGAGUUUUCUACGACUUCCGGGCAUUACAACGACACCACUAAAGCGGCAUGGCAUGUGACUUUUUCACGACAUUCGGCGUUUUCUCCAAAAACUUCACGAGCGGCUUUGCAUGGACUAGGAGGGAUUGAUACUACCCGCUUGACUGACCCGUCCUCCCACAGAGGGACGGGGGAGUCUUGGGUGGCAAAAAGAGCCUCCGAAUGCUUGAACGGCUCGUGCGACUACUGCUUUCAGAUGAUACCUCGAUAGAACUGGCAUGAAGCUCUAUGGCUCAAAGGAAAUUGGGCAAGGAUAGAGCACACAAAAGGUGUGAAAAAGGUGCAUCUGGGAGUGGCGACUGGCAUAUCAGCGCCGUCAGAUGGAUGGGAAAAGUGCACGUGCUGCGCUGUUAGAUACCAACCAAAAAAGAAUUGUGCUAUGAAUUUCACAGUACUUUGCACACACUUGUCUUCCACAU
Molecule: messenger RNA, 2931 nt
Organism: Cercospora beticola
Lineage: Eukaryota; Fungi; Ascomycota; Dothideomycetes; Mycosphaerellales; Mycosphaerellaceae
Product: DEAD/DEAH box helicase
Cellular component (GO): nucleus
Molecular function (GO): RNA binding; ATP binding; RNA helicase activity
Source: RefSeq, a predicted model, not a curated record